UCACUAUAUUGUACUAGAGAUAUUUCAAUUCACACCUUGUUCUGCAAAAAACAAGCCUCUCAUGUUACGUGAAAAGAAUAACAGACUCCAAAAGUUGUCUCCAAGAAACCAGGGAUGAAAAUUGUUGCUAAAACUGUGUGGAGCCAAAGGGUUAAUGUAUGUACGCUGCACGGCCCACUACAUGAGACGACACAAUAGAGGCGAGCAGGCACACGUGACCUCUCCGCACGCAGCCUCCGCUCCUACGUCACGCCUCCUGGACAGUUCUCGGCCACGCCCCCGACAACGCCGGAAAUGUCCCCGCAGCCAUUUUGUCUCUCUCAUCCUCUUCGGUGUCCAGGCUCAGCCAUUUUAGGCAAACCUUGAAGCGAAUCAAUAACACAACUGCUUAAUAAUUCACCACACCGCUACCAAAUCCAAUCUAUUUGUCGCCACUCUGAACCUGAGCGGCCAUUUCCGUCCCCGGCAGCGUAUGACGAUUAAUAAAAAGAGCGCGUCAUUCCCUGGCUCCAUAUUGGUACUCGCCACAAAGAGGUGUACACAUAUGGCGCCCGCGGCCCCCACCACCUCUAGUAGUACGGGGGAUGUUGGUAACCGACACGUCCCCUCAAGCGACCGUACCACUGCCAGCCUCCAUGCCGCUGUAAGGGCUGAACUAUAAGGCGUCUCCUGCGGCCAGCGCCCCCUGUCGGCCGCUCUGGCCAGGCGCUCCCUCUACGGCUUCCGGUGGGGGCGGGUUGAUAGCUGCCCGCGCCUCCUCUCCCCCUCCCAGACCAGCAGAGGCAGCAGCAGAAGCCGCAGCUCCCGCCAGCCCCUCCCGCCGUCGCCAUUCCUCGCCCGCCCGGCUCUCUCCUUCCCUCCCUCCCCGGGGCCCCUCGCCUCCGGACCGCUCCUUCCUCCCCAUUCCUCCCUUGUUUUUCCUUCCCCCCUCUCCUCCCUUCCCCGGUCUCCGUGCCCCGAACCACCCCGUCCUCUUGGCGGCCUCGUCCUGUGAAACUCGGAAGUCUUGUCGUCUUUUGUGACCAAAGACUGCAUUGUUCAUCUUCUGGCUGUUGCCCUGAUCUACCAGAACUUGUCUCAUCAUGGACACCGGUGUUAUUGAAGGAGGCCUGAAUGUUACCCUCACAAUCAGACUGCUAAUGCAUGGCAAGGAGGUUGGUAGCAUCAUUGGGAAGAAGGGAGAGUCUGUCAAAAAGAUGCGUGAAGAGAGUGGGGCACGAAUAAACAUCUCAGAAGGCAACUGCCCUGAACGUAUUAUUACCUUAGCGGGGCCAACAAAUGCAAUCUUCAAAGCUUUUUCGAUGAUUAUUGAUAAACUGGAAGAGGAUAUCAGCAGCUCCAUGACGAACAGUACUGCAUCCAGCAAACCACCAGUUACCCUACGUCUGGUAGUUCCUGCAAGCCAGUGUGGGUCCCUCAUUGGAAAAGGAGGUUGUAAAAUAAAGGAAAUCAGAGAAAGUACAGGGGCUCAGGUUCAAGUUGCAGGAGAUAUGCUGCCUAAUUCCACAGAGCGUGCGAUCACUAUUGCUGGUAUUCCUCAGUCAAUCAUAGAGUGCGUCAAGCAGAUCUGUGUGGUAAUGCUUGAGUCUCCUCCGAAGGGGGUCACCAUCCCAUACCGACCCAAGCCUUCCAGUUCUCCUGUGAUUUUUGCCGGUGGACAGGUGUCGCGCCAGGCCGGAGGGCACGCAUGUGAGACUGACCUGUGGGAGGGGCGGAGGUCCCACACAGGGGGAGUCUCCCUAGAUGCUGUGGAUCUCCAUGGGGCCUACACCAUUCAAGGACAGUAUGCCAUUCCUCAGCCUGAUCUGACCAAGUUACACCAACUGGCAAUGCAGCAAUCUCACUUCCCUAUGUCCCAUAGUGGCAACACCGGAUUCAGUGGAGGCAUUGAUGCUUCAGCUCAGACCACCUCCCAUGAACUCAGCAUUCCAAACGAUCUGAUCGGCUGUAUCAUUGGACGACAGGGAGCUAAAAUAAAUGAGAUACGCCAGAUGUCAGGAGCACAGAUCAAGAUCGCUAACCCUGUUGAAGGUUCCACUGAUCGUCAGGUUACAAUUACUGGAUCAACAGCCAGCAUUAGUUUGGCUCAGUACCUUAUCAAUGUCAGUCUAGAAACUGCUAAACCCUCCUCCUCCCAGAGCGUCACGACCCCUGACCUUCUCAGCAUCUCUCAACCCUCCACCCCUUCCUCUUCCAAUGCCGCCCCCUCUCUGGUGAACACUUCCACGGCCGGGGGUGGCGAACCCUCCUCAGCCUCCACCUCCUCUUCCUCUUCCUCGGAAACACCUUCCAGCCUCCCUAAUCCCUCGACUGCCCCUUGUGUCUCCAAUCUGCUUGACAUGAAACCUGUCCCGCUCCUGGCUCUAAAUGUCGUGUCCACAGCCUCCUCCACCUCAUCCUCUGCUGCUCCUGCCUCUGCCGCCCUGCAAUACUCUAAAGCGAAAUCGGAAAAGCAGCGCUUCUCUCCCUACUGAGUAGCCUGUGGUUUGAGUUGUCCUAGAAAUUGAACUUGUAAAUGUAAUAUUUUAAUUUCAUUGUCUUUUAUCAUGUUGGAUCUGAUGUUAAUCUCCUUUAUGCUACAAACUAAGCAUCUAGAUGGUGGUUAGUGUGUGAGAUUGGGGUUCUCAUGAUUACUGAUUUGGAAGGUAGAUUCCUGCCUCUUUGUGCAUCCUAACUUACAAAUAGUGUUAGCUGUCUUAUGCCUUUUGAUCAGCAAUCACUGUAUCUCAAUAAAAUAGCCAACAG
Molecule: messenger RNA, 2745 nt
Organism: Hyla sarda
Lineage: Eukaryota; Metazoa; Chordata; Amphibia; Anura; Hylidae
Gene: PCBP2
Product: poly(rC) binding protein 2
Exons: 13
Coding region: 1083-2474 (463 amino acids)
Biological process (GO): regulation of gene expression; regulation of RNA metabolic process
Cellular component (GO): cytoplasm; nucleoplasm; nucleus
Molecular function (GO): single-stranded DNA binding; mRNA binding
Source: RefSeq, a predicted model, not a curated record